UGUGGUGGCAUCACAGAGCACAGACCGGCAUAUAUGACAUACCAUAAUUCGUGGGGUUUGUGGAUGCAUGCCAGAGCGAGCUAAAAGCAGAUUCUGAGAUACCCUGGACAGCGCACAUUCUGUCUCCUCGAGCCCACCUCUCUCUCUCCAGGGUAACGUGCCUCACAAUCUCAACGCUAUUUGACCUUCGCGGUACAAAUUACAGUGCUUUCUACAUCCAGCAAAAAGAGAUGAACCAUUUACAAAGUUUGGACGAGCGGUUAAACGCGCUUUUUUACUUCCUGUUUGAAGACAGAGACUCCAGGGUACGAGGAUGGCUCCUGUUGGACUCAUAUCUCCCCACCCUCUCCCUCACCAUCCUUUACCUCCUCACAGUAUACCUGGGAUCAAAAUACAUGAGGAACAGGCCAGCAUACUCACUCAAGGGGGUCUUACAAGUGUACAACUUCUCUGUGACCAUGCUCUCCCUGUACAUGCUGGUUGAGCUCGUCUCGGCAACCUUGUCGGCAGGCUACCGUCUGCAGUGUCAGGGACUCCACGAGGCAGGGGAGGCGGACCUCAGGGUAGCCAAGGUGCUGUGGUGGUACUACUUCUCCAAGGUGAUUGAGUUCCUGGACACCAUCUUCUUUGUGCUGCGGAAGAAGAACAGCCAGAUCACCUUCCUGCACGUUUAUCACCACGCCUCCAUGUUCAACAUCUGGUGGUGUGUUCUGAACUGGAUCCCCUGUGGACAGAGUUUCUUUGGGCCGACUCUUAACAGUUUCAUCCAUGUGUGUAUGUACUCCUACUAUGGCCUGUCCACAAUACCCUCCAUGCAGAAAUACCUCUGGUGGAAGCGCUACCUGACUCAGGCUCAGUUGAUCCAGUUUAUACUGACCAUCACACACACCCUGUCUGCAAUCGUCGUCCCUUGUGGUUUCCCCGUUGGAUGCCUGCUCUUCCAGUUCUCCUACAUGGCCACCCUCGUCAUCCUUUUUGUCAACUUCUACGUCCAGACCUACAGAAAAAGACGGCCAGAAGAAUCCAUCAAGUCCAGUCGCCCAAAUGGCCACUCUGUCUCCACCAAUGGCACCAGCUUCAAGAAGAGAAAGUAGUAUUUGGACCUGGUUGUCAAGACAACGACCUACUUCAACAACCACCAGAAUCUAUACAUGUCGUGACACUACUGCUAAAAUGCUCCAAAACAGGGAUAAGUUUCAGUAUGCAUGUUUUGUAUAGAAACCUUUGUACUUAAUUUUUGUAUUAAAUUCUUUAUUUGGUUUCCUUGGAGCUUGACAACAUAUGUGUAACAUACUGUACGUACAGGAAUGAUGCGCUCAUUUCCUUUGCACUUUCAAUUGCUGAAAUGCAAGUGUGAAAAUUCCAUCCAUUCCUUACCACGCAGUAACCUAUGCAAUUCAUAGUUUAUAUUCUCAUAGUGUAAAAACCUGAAUACAAUCAGCAAUUUCCACAAUACUUUGACAUAAUUUACGUUGCUAUUGCUUUAUUGAAUAUAGCCCAUGUGUACAGUGUGUACUCAUCAAAAAUAUCAGUCCAAAGCAUUCACUGAAAUCAUUGUUAAACUAAAGAUGCCUUAGAAACACUGCAGAUCCUUAUACCUGAUGUAUCACAAUGUAUUUGAAUGUCUUCGUUUACGGGUACAACAUGUGCUGGUAAACAUGACUGGGUGACUGGGUCUUUAGAAAAAGCAAUAUUGAACAGGCUUUCCUGACGACUUUGGUAGACUUUAUACAUUGAGAAAUGCAACCACUGAUCAAUAUCUUUGAAUGGCUAUCGGCAAACAGACAAAAUAAAAGUACUU
Messenger RNA from Oncorhynchus kisutch (coho salmon), 1801 nucleotides. RefSeq names its product elongation of very long chain fatty acids protein 2-like. Bases 231 to 1094 code for a protein of 287 amino acids. The transcript is spliced from 8 exons. Gene Ontology annotation, biological process: fatty acid elongation, monounsaturated fatty acid; very long-chain fatty acid biosynthetic process; fatty acid elongation, polyunsaturated fatty acid. Gene Ontology annotation, cellular component: endoplasmic reticulum membrane; endoplasmic reticulum. Gene Ontology annotation, molecular function: fatty acid elongase activity. Lineage: Eukaryota; Metazoa; Chordata; Actinopteri; Salmoniformes; Salmonidae. The record is from RefSeq and is a predicted model, not a curated record.